Orycteropus afer afer is the source of this 990-nucleotide messenger RNA. It is a transcript of the gene C1QTNF2, whose product is annotated as C1q and TNF related 2. The record is from RefSeq and is a predicted model, not a curated record. NCBI's taxonomy places the organism in Eukaryota, Metazoa, Chordata, Mammalia, Tubulidentata, Orycteropodidae. Gene Ontology annotation, molecular function: protein binding.
AUGGGAAAACUAUGCCUGGGGCCCGCGCCUGGCCGUGUAGCUGCGGCGUUGGAGGCGGAGGCGGAGCGCUGCUGAGAGCUUCUUCGCUCCGGACGCCCCUGGACGUGGCCUACGUCUGCUAGGGUGGCCACCAUGAUCUCCUGGGUGCUCUUGGCCUGUGCCCUUCCCUGUGCUACUGACCCACUACUUGGUGCCUUCGCCCGCAGGGACUUCCAGAAGGGCUCCCCUCAACUCAUCUGCAGCCUACCUGGCCCUCAGGGCCCACCCGGUCCUCCAGGAGCCCCAGGGCCCUCAGGAAUGGUGGGAAGAAUGGGCUUUCCUGGCAAAGAUGGCCAGGAUGGCCAGGAUGGGGACCGGGGGGACAGUGGAGAGGAAGGUCCACCUGGCCGGACAGGCAACCGAGGAAAGCCAGGACCAAAGGGCAAAGCUGGGGCCAUUGGGCGGGCUGGCCCUCGCGGCCCCAAGGGAAUCAGUGGUGCCCCAGGAAAGCAUGGCACACCAGGCAAGAAGGGGCCCAAAGGCAAAAAGGGGGAGCCAGGCCUCCCAGGCCCCUGCAGCUGUGGCAGUGGCCAUGCCAAGUCUGCCUUCUCUGUGGCAGUGACCAAGAGCUACCCACGGGAGCGCCUGCCCAUCAAGUUUGACAAGAUCCUGAUGAAUGAAGGUGGCCACUACAAUGCAUCCAGUGGCAAGUUUGUCUGUGGUGUGCCAGGGAUCUACUACUUCACCUAUGACAUCACACUGGCCAAUAAGCACCUGGCCAUCGGCCUGGUGCAUAAUGGUCAGUACCGCAUCCGGACCUUUGAUGCCAACACAGGCAACCAUGAUGUGGCCUCAGGCUCCACCAUCCUGGCUCUCAAGCAGGGUGAUGAAGUCUGGCUGCAGAUCUUCUACUCGGAGCAGAAUGGGCUCUUCUAUGACCCUUACUGGACCGACAGCCUCUUCACGGGCUUCCUCAUCUACGCCGACCAGGACGACCCCAAUGAGGUGUAG